UUCUUCUUCUUUGCCUCUUCCACUCUUCUUUUCGCUUAAUCUCUCUCUCUCUCGUAGUCAUUGAAAGUCUCAAACACUUCACUGAGUUUUCUCUCUCUCUCUCGCGCACACAAUGUCACGACGUGGCGGCGGUAGACAACCGGACUAUCGUCGUGAUCAACCGUCACCGGCGUCUCAACAAGGCGGUGGUAGAGGCAGAGCUGGUGGCGGACGAGGCGACGGCGGUGGUCGUGGCGGACGAGGCGACGCCGGUGGACGAGGCGCCGGAGGUAGAGGUGCCGUUGGUGGAGGAGGAGGAGGAAGAGGCCGCGGUACUGUUCCCUCUAGUUUCUCUCCGGUGCCUGCUCCGGUUGUUUCACAACCAUCAUCGUUCGCUUCACCUUCAACUUCGGCUCCGCCUCCGCCUCCGCCUCAGCCUCAGCCUCAGCCUCAGCCUCGGCCUCAGCCUCAGCCUCAGCCUCAGCCAUCGUCGUCCACGGUGGCUGACCUGGCCAGAGGUGUCGAAAGGACAGUCACAUUGCAGGAUCGACCUCCACAGCCUUUGUCCUCGAAAGCCGUGGUCGUUCCGAGAAGGCCUGGCUACGGAAGCGUCGGAAAGAGAAUCCAAGUCCGAGCAAAUCAUUUUCUCGUUGAAGUCGCCGAUAGAGAUCUCCACCACUACGAUGUGACUAUAACACCUGAGAUAACAUCAAAGAAAGUGAAUCGGAAUGUAAUGACUCAGCUAGAUACAAUGUACCGAGAGUCACAUUUUGGUAACAGAAGGGCUGCUUAUGAUGGCAGAAAGAGCCUUUAUACUGCAGGAGCAUUGCCGUUUACAUCCAAAGAGUUCAUUGUCAAGUUACAAAAUGAGGACCAUCCUGCAUCUUCAUCUUCCGGUUCUGCGAGAAAAGAACGCCAAUUCAAAGUGGCAAUUAAGUUGGUUGCUAAGCAUGACUUACAGCACCUGAAAGAGUUUUUAAUCAGUAGGCAGUCAGAUGUUCCGCAAGAAACAAUUCAAGCUCUCGAUGUGGUACUCAGAGCAGAACCAUCAUUGAAGUAUACUGUUGUGGGGAGGUCUUUUUUUCAUCCUAGCUUGGGUACUCAAGGAGAAUUGGGUGAUGGUAUUGAGUAUUGGAGAGGCUACUACCAAUCUCUCAGGCCAACACAGAUGGGGCUGUCUCUAAAUAUAGAUGUGUCAGCCAGAGCAUUCUAUGAACCACUUCUUGUGAUUGACUUUCUUGCAAAACAUUUCCGUUUUAAUCUGUCAAGGCUGUCUGAUCAGGACCGUAUUAAGAUUAAAAAGGCUUUGAGAGGAAUAAAGGUUGAGCUUACUCAUACGGAGUAUGCAAAAAGUUACAAAGUCACUGGUGUUUCAACACAACCAGUUAGCCAGUUAAUGUUUACCCUUGAUGACAAGAAAACAAAGACAUCAGUUCUUCAAUAUUUUCGUGAUAAAUAUGGCAUUGUUCUCCAGUAUGCAUCUUUGCCUGCCCUUCAAGCUGGUAGUGAUUCGAAUCCAGUUUACUUACCGAUGGAGGUUUGUAAGAUUGGUGCUGGACAGAGAUACACAAAGAGAUUAAAUGAAAGACAGGUAACUAACCUACUAAGAGCAACAUGUCAACGGCCUAUUGAAAGGGAACGGAGUAUCACAGGGAUGGUAAAGCAUAAUGAUUUUAGUAGUCUUAAGCUUGUACGUGAGGAAUUUGGAAUUGACGUACGACAAGGACUUACAACAGUUGAUGCCCGAGUGCUGCCGCCUCCAAUGCUUACUUAUCAUGCAACUGGGAGAGAAUCAAGGGAAAAUCCUAGGAUGGGGCAAUGGAAUAUGAUAAACAAGAAAAUGGUCAAUGGUGGUAGAGUGUCAUAUUGGACAUGUGUGAAUUUCUCUACUCGAGUGAACAGAGAUUUUCCGUUCCAAUUCUGUGAUGAAUUGGUCAUCAUGUGCAACAGCAAAGGAAUUGAUUUUAGCCGAAACCCUUUGAUACCAAUACAUUCAGCUCAUCCUGGUCAAAUUGAUAGGGCUCUCAUGGAUAUUCACAAGCAGUGUGCAGCCAAACUUAAAGAAAUUGAGCCAGGAAAACAGCUUCAGCUGUUGAUAAUUAUUUUGCCUGAUGUCACUGGGUCAUACGGGAAGAUUAAACGUAUAUGUGAAACGGAGCUAGGAAUUGUUUCUCAGUGCUGUCAGCCCAAGCAAGCAUCAAAGCUUAGUAAGCAGUACCUUGAAAAUUUGGCUCUCAAGAUCAAUGUGAAGGCCGGGGGACGUAACAAUGUGUUAACUGAUGCUAUUCAAAAAAGAAUGCCUCUUGUAUCUGAUCGCCCUACAAUUAUAUUUGGUGCGGAUGUGACACAUCCACAACCAGGAGAGGACUCUAGCCCUUCGAUAGCUGCGGUAGUGGCUUCUAUGGAUUGGCCGGAGGUAACCAAAUACAGAGGACUCGUCUCUGCACAGGAGCACCGUGAAGAAAUUAUCCAGGAUCUCUAUAAAUCAGUGCAGGAUCCUCAAAGGGGUUUAGUUCAUGGAGGCUUGAUCAGAGAACAACUUAUUGCCUUCAGAAGAGCAACCGGGCAAAAACCCCAUAGGAUUAUUUUCUACAGAGAUGGUGUUAGUGAAGGUCAAUUUAGUCAAGUUCUGCUUUAUGAGAUGGAUGCAAUAAGAAAGGCCUGCCUCUCACUAGAGGAAAAUUAUCUGCCGAAAGUUACUUUUGUUGUUGUUCAGAAAAGACAUCAUACACGCCUUUUUCCUACAGAUAAUCAGACAGACAGGAGUGGCAAUAUUCAACCAGGUACUGUUGUCGAUACGAAGAUUUGCCAUCCAACUGAGUUUGACUUCUACCUUAACAGCCAUGCUGGUAUACAGGGGACUAGCCGCCCUACGCACUAUCAUGUGUUGUACGAUGAGAACAAUUUUACUGCAGAUCUGUUACAAGGGCUAACCAAUAAUUUGUGUUACACGUAUGCAAGGUGCACUCGAUCAGUUUCCAUAGUUCCUCCUGCAUAUUAUGCCCAUUUAGCAGCUUUUCGAGCACGCUAUUACAUUGAGGGUGAAACAUCAGAUGGUGGCUCUACUGGCGGUGAGAACAGAAGAGAGUUCCGGCCCCUUCCUCUGAUCAAGGAUAAUGUGAAGGAAGUCAUGUUUUAUUGCUGAGAUAGGUCUUUUGUGGGGUUUCUUUUGGAUGAUAGUGCUCAUUGGUCCCUCUUUUGUUUCUCUACUGAGAUUAGUUAGGCCUUUUGUGGGGUUAAUUUUGGAUGAUGCUCAUAGUUCCCCCUUAUAUGUUUCUAUCUUUUGUUAAUAUGCUCUUGCGAUUGGUGCUUUGGUAUAGUUUCCAUUUCCCAGAGGCUUUAGGCUUUAAUUUUCUUUUGGGCAUAUUUAUGUCUGUGAAACUGCUUCUUUGCCACGAGCCGUUGAGCUGUGGUGAGAAUGGUGUAUAAUUUCCAUAGCAAAAAGAAAAAGUUCAAUACUCAGUAUAUUGAUGUUGGUGUUACAGUUGGCUUUUA
Molecule: messenger RNA, 3474 nt
Organism: Quercus robur (English oak)
Lineage: Eukaryota; Viridiplantae; Streptophyta; Magnoliopsida; Fagales; Fagaceae
Product: protein argonaute 5
Exons: 21
Coding region: 113-3124 (1003 amino acids)
Biological process (GO): regulatory ncRNA-mediated post-transcriptional gene silencing
Cellular component (GO): cytoplasm
Molecular function (GO): RNA binding; protein binding
Source: RefSeq, a predicted model, not a curated record